AUGGCAUCUAAUUCUCAAUCAGGUACCUGGCAGCGGAGGAAGCCUAAAGUGAAAGUCGAAUUGUCUGAGGGACAGAAACAUGAAAUUAAAGAGACCUUCAAUUUCUUUGAUGUUGAUGGAUCCGGAAAUAUUGACUUGAAAGAACUAAAGGCUGCAGUUUGUGCACUAGGGUUUGAGCCACAGAAAGAAGAAAUUAAUAACAUGAUGGCAGAGAUUGACAAAGAAGGACUUGGCACCAUUAAUUUUGAAAGCUUUCUUACCGUGAUCACUGCGAAGAUGAGGGAAAAGGAUGAAAAAGAACAACUUUUGAAGGCUUUCAAGUUAUUUGAUGAUGAUAAUACAGGAUGGAUCACCCUCAAAAAUAUUAAGAAAGUUGCCAAGGAAUUGGGAGAAAAUUUAUCAGAUGAUGAACUUCAGGAAAUGCUGGAUGAAGCUGAUCAUUCUGGCAAUGGAAAAUUGAAUGAAAGAGAGUUUUUGAAGAUAAUGAAGAAAAACAGUCUUUAUUAA
This is a messenger RNA of Gracilinanus agilis (Agile Gracile Mouse Opossum), 507 nucleotides long. RefSeq names its product caltractin-like. The coding region runs from base 1 to 507 and encodes 168 amino acids. Gene Ontology annotation, molecular function: calcium ion binding. The record is from RefSeq and is a predicted model, not a curated record. Gene Ontology annotation, biological process: centriole replication; nucleotide-excision repair; mitotic cell cycle. NCBI's taxonomy places the organism in Eukaryota, Metazoa, Chordata, Mammalia, Didelphimorphia, Didelphidae. The transcript has a single exon. Gene Ontology annotation, cellular component: centrosome; centriole.